This is a messenger RNA of Cutaneotrichosporon oleaginosum, 2074 nucleotides long. RefSeq lists its product as uncharacterized. Gene Ontology annotation, molecular function: protein binding. NCBI's taxonomy places the organism in Eukaryota, Fungi, Basidiomycota, Tremellomycetes, Trichosporonales, Trichosporonaceae. The record is from RefSeq and is a predicted model, not a curated record.
CCACACCUCUUUUCCUCUCUUUCUAGAAACUCUCUCUCCCUCCCUCUCACAACUACACACCUAACACACCUAAACAUCCAUACUAUGCCUCCCCGACCACUCCCCGGCAAAAGACGCAGCGAGGGCGAAUCCUCGCGCGCCAGCAAGAAAGGCAAGGAGCCCGAAUACAACACCUUUGACGAGUGCAUGGAAGGCGGCGUCGACGCCGAAGAGCGCGGCGAGCGCUACCGCUCCGGCGAGAAAGCGCAGCGCGCAUACGAACAGGCCGCCGAGCUGUAUGCCCAGGCGCUGGCCAAAGACGAAAAGUCGUUUGACGCCGCAUACAAUCUCGGCCGCGUCAUGUACCGGCUAGCGAGCGAGUUCUACCUGCCGCCCUCGAGCCUCGACGUGUGGACUGGCGCCAUGAUGCUCUUCAAGCGCGCCUUUGGUGCAUCGGACGACCCAACGAACAAGAACGACGCGGCGUUCAACCUCGCCGAGACAUUCCACUCGCUCGCCGACGUCGUCGAGGAGUACCAGGGCGAGCGGGCGCGGCCGCAGGCCAUGGAGCUGCGCGAGAACGCCACACAGCUCAUCAUGCCGGUCGUUUCGACGAAUCUUAUGGUUGCCGAGUUCCGGGAGCAGAACCCCGAUGCAUUGGACGCUCCAGAGCAGGCGGCGGCGGCUGCUGCUGCUCCCAGCGCCGCGGCGGAGGGGAUGGACGUCGACGGCGAUCAGCCGGCCGCCGCCCGGGCCGACGACAUGGCGGUCGACUCUGAGGCGGGCACCGAGCCUAAGCCCGGCGAGGACAGCUUCAAGCCAGCCGGCGGCAUUCCAACGGGCGACUCGCUCGCCGACGCAGUCCUCCUCAUGGCCGACAUCGGGAUCACGCUGUGGAACUACUUCAGCCCACCGCAGAUGCCGCCCGACAGCCAGCAAGAGGCGAUUAGCGGCAUCCUCGAGACGGCGCGCAAGCACAUUCCUCCUACGCGACAGGCCGAGAUCGACCUCAUGGAGACCAAGAUGCUGCUGCAGCUCGACAGCAACAUGUGGGACAUGGUCAAGGGGCAGGUGACGCCCGGCAGCGGGCUGGACGCGACGCUCGACAAGGCGGUGGUUGCGAUCGAGCGCAUCCUGACGUCGCUCGACGCCUCGCCGUCCGACGACAGCUCUACGCGCGCCGACAUUCUCACCACUUUGGCCGAUACGGAGAUGAACGCUGCCGCGCGCCUCAUGAUGCUCAUGUCUCGCACGCAAGACCGCGCACCGCUCGGCACGCGCGCGUGGGCCCAUCUCUCCGCGGCCGCGCGCCACCUCACGCAAGCCGCCGGCCUGCCCGUGACGGCGGGGACGCCGCGCGAAUUCAAGCCAAACGUCUACCUCGGCUUGAUGCGGAGCACGCUGCUGCGUGCGCGCCUGGCGCCCGUGAAUGCGACGGCGGCGGCCAACGCCCAAAAGCUGCUGGACAACGCGGCGGCCUACGCCGCCAAAGCAGCCGACGCGGUCGGCUGGGCGCUGCCCAAGCUGCCCCGGACAAACGACCCGCAGCCGAACCCGUUCUUCAGCGCGCCGCUCGCCCCGCCCUUCCCCGCCGGCUGGGACAUGGAGAUGCUCGCGCGCGACGUGCAGCUCCUCAUGCUCCGCGUAGUGUAUUUCGUCGGCACGGGCAUGUUCGCCGGCGUCGACAGGGACUAUUAUGACGCAGCGGGCAAGGCGAUUAUCGAGGGCAUCCAGAGCGUCAAGAACGGCCCGCGCCGCCUCAUGCCCCGCGACCUCGAGCGCUUCCUCUCGGACAUCGAGGAGGAGGAGGGGCCGAUGGACGCCGCCGAGACCGCGUGGUGGGCCGACAUCCGCGGGCGUAUCGAGGCGGGCGUCCCGCCCGAAGAGCACCGCGAGGAGGCGCCGCAGGAGUUUGCGCCGGCGGUCGCCGAGGCGAUCAAGAGUUCCGCCGACGACGGCGAGGUGCAGACGGCCCCGGCGGCGAAGUGAGGGAGCGCGCGAUGGGGCUCACGUUAAAUAUAUUGUAACUCGUGUCAAUGUGAGAACCCGACUGGCACCGCCGCGAACGGUACAGAUGCAUCCUAUCACAGUCCCA